Molecule: messenger RNA, 1645 nt
Organism: Trichophyton rubrum CBS 118892
Lineage: Eukaryota; Fungi; Ascomycota; Eurotiomycetes; Onygenales; Arthrodermataceae
Exons: 2
Coding region: 392-1645 (417 amino acids)
Source: RefSeq, a predicted model, not a curated record
GGGGCCAGAUCUUUAAUUACAUUAAUUAAGGUGCUUUUUGCUACACUACAUACACCUGCAGCGAUCUUCGGCUGCCCUUUGCAGGCAGUCUCACCUAACUAUAGGCCGGGUAUUGUCGAUGUCGUGUUUACUAAUAAUAUCGGGCGGCUCUUGUAGGGCUGGGCGGUCGUUGGUUCUUAUCUUAUCACUAACUUAUCUUAGGCUGAUCAACUUCACUGCGAAAUUCCGGUCGACGCAGAGCAAACCCACCACCUUACUUGUGAUAACUAGUGUCCAUCGUGAACUGCAUAUUGGACGCUGCUCGACCUAUUCAUUCCCCCCUGGCCUUUCCUCCGGCUAGCUAACUUCUUAGUUUACUAACUGCGGUUGAAGCUGCCGAUAGUUAGCCGCUAUGGACGAGUUUGCGCAAACCCGCGGCGUUGACGAUCUGUUUGAUGACGACGUGAUACCCGUUGCAUCGCAGCCUCAGCCAGUCCAUGAGCCAGUCGACGAGCCCGAUACCGCGCCGUAUUCCUCCACACAGCCGAAAGAAGAACCGAUAGAUUCAGCCGGCCCGCCGUCGCAGGUUGAGCAAGCCCUCCAUCCGAAACAGGACGCGGCGCCAUCGCAGCACCGCAAACGAGGUGGCGCCGGUCGAGGAAGAGGAAGAGGAAACGGAUUUUCUCGCAAGCUGAGACCUGAUACACCCAAAACACCUGAGAAAUCUGGCGGUUCCCCCUCGGCGCACCCUGCUGUGACAGAGACUCCCACCCAGGAUCAGCCUCUGAACGGUGAUGCGGACGCCCAAGAAAAGCAGCCAGAGAAAGGACAGUCUGCUGAUGCCUCGAAAGUGGAUAAGAACAUUGGUAGCACUGUAGAUGUGCCCCAGGAGGCAGAGCAAGCCAAAGAGACUGCGUCACCAAGGGUUCCGGCCGUACGAGGUGAUCGGAGUAGAACAGGAGGCAUUAGAAAGCCUAAACUGACCGAGGAAGAAUUAUCCGAACGGAUGGCUGCGGCUAAACUCACUGCUGCCAAAAAGGCUGCUGCUCAUGCACGAGCCGAAGCAGACGAGGCCUCUUUUCAGGAGCGUGAGAAGAUAGCUCUGGCGAAACGGUUGGAGGAGCAGCAAAACCGCCGUGUCAUGCUUAGUGAGAGAGAAAAGAACCGACAGAGGAAGCUGAAUUCACAGACAGGCCGCGAAUGGGACGCAGAGAAAUCGCAGGAUUCCUUCUCUGAACACAGCCGGGGAGGCUCAGCAUAUCGCAGAGGAGCUCACGGAAGUAUAGCAAAUGAUAAACGUGCUACGACACCCCCGACGUCAGCAGGUGACUAUGAUAAUCAGCCCAGCCCACUCUUCGGAGAUCGAGGGCGAGGGCGAGGCAGCCGAGGAGGAAGAGGCCAGGGGAGAAGAGGUGUCGGCAGAGGUCGAGUUCUGGGGGACAGAAAUACCGAAGUCUCCCCUCCCGAGCAGCAAGCAAAGGUUCCUACAUCAGAUGAAUUCCCCGCUCUGCCUGGUUCAGAGAAGCAGGCUGAUACUAAAGGGGAGAGGACCGGCGCAACGGCGUGGGAUAAAGCUCCUGAUAUUCUGUCAAUGAAGGAACCCUCGGGCACUUGGGCUGACCAAGUAGAGAUUAGUGAGGAGCUGGAAAGGGUCACCACAAAGUAG